UUACAAGUUACAAGGCGCCACGCCAACAGUUCCAACAGUUUCUAAAUCAUCUUCCCAAUUUUAAUUUUCUCCGAUCACUACCGACCUAUUCGGCUAUUCCCCUUCCAUAACAGUCGUCGUCUCGGCGGCGGCCAUGUCCACUGCACCCGAAACCCUAACCCUAGACUCCACAUCCAUCUACACUGCCGCUCUCAACUCCAUUUCCUCCCAAAUUCCACCGCCCUCUCUUCCCCUCCCUAGUCUACCUUCAACUAUCCCCCAACCCAAACUUAUUCCCAAAACUCGCUUCAUUAUCGAUGGCUUCAAACACGCCGGCGACUUCUCAAUCUCCUACUUCCUCUCUCAUUUCCACUCCGACCACUAUACUGGCCUUUCUCCCAAUUGGACCAGAGGUGUUAUAUAUUGCUCGUCAAUCACUGCUCGCCUCCUUGUCGAAGUCCUUCAAGUCCCGGCACCCUUUGUGGUGUCUUUACCCCUAUCAAAGCAGGUAUUAAUAGACGGCUGUGAGGUAUUUCUGGUUGAUGCUAAUCAUUGCCCUGGCGCAGUUCAGUUCCUAUUUAAAAUUCCGGUUCAUAGUUGUAAUGGUAAGUUUGAGCGAUAUGUUCAUACUGGCGAUUUUCGGUACUGCAAUUCGAUGAAGUUAGAUCAUAUACUAAAUGCAUUUGUUGGUGCUGAUGCUGUCUUUCUGGAUACUACUUAUUGUAAUCCGAAGUAUGUGUUUCCCAGUCAAGAUGAGGCUAUUGAUUACAUUGUUGGUGUUAUAGAGUCGAGUGGAGUUGAGAAUGAGGGCUCAUUGAAGAGUGUCCUGUUUCUUGUUGCUACUUAUGUUAUCGGGAAAGAGAAGAUUUUGAUGGAAAUUGCACGGAGAUGUCAGAGGAAGAUCCAUGUGGAAAAUAGAAAAAUGUUAGUUCUGAGAGUCUUGGGGCAUGAGGAUGGAGUUUUUACUGAAGAUGAAUCUGAAACUGAUAUUCAUGUAGUUGGAUGGAAUGUCUUGGGUGAGACCUGGCCCUUUUUUAGGCCUAAUUUUGUGAGAAUACAAGAGAUUAUGACUGAGAAAGGGUAUUCUAAAGUUGUGGGCUUUGUUCCUACUGGUUGGAGUUAUGAGGUAAAGCGGAAUAAGUUUCCAGUGAGGAAGAAAGAUUCCUUUGAAAUUCAUCUUGUGCCAUAUAGCGAGCAUUCAAACUAUGAUGAGCUUAGGGAAUAUGUGAAAUUUUUGAAACCUAAGUGUGUUAUUCCUACAGUUGGUAUAGAUGUUGAGAAGCUUGAUAGCAAGCAUGCUAAUGCCAUGCGUAAGCAUUUUGCUGGCUUGGUUGAUGAAAUGGCUAUUAAGCAAGAUUUUCUAAUGGGAUUUCAUCGUGUGAUCCAAGGAGUGGAUGAAAAUAUUGUCAAAAAACCUGCUUGUGACAUAGGGAUAUCACAGAUACAGAAUGAGCCCGUUUUAUCAGAUCUCAGAGGCAGUAAAGAUGGUAAUUUGGAGAAUAUUGAGGAGUCAUCUCCUCAAAAUGAAUCCAAGUUACAAGGCUUAGAAGACAUUGAUGAAGAUGCCAUGGAGGAAUCUAUAAAAGAACUUCAAGACUUCUUGCCCUCUUGGGUCAUUCGAUCACAGAUGAUGGAUUUACUUAGGAUUUCAGAAAGAAAUCUUGUUGAUGCUGUUUCUCAUUUUUAUGAGCAUGAAACUGAGUUUCAUGAACAAGUAGUAACCAGCGAAUCUUGUGCAUCUAUAUCCCAGGAAAUCCGUAAGAAUGAGUUUUCAUUGCCUUUUAAAUUAACUCAGAGUGAAUCCUCUUUUUCAGAGCCAUGGCCUCUUAAGAGCCUCAAAAGAAAUGACAUUGUUUCUUUAAGUAAAAGUCCUAGUCAGAACUAUAAAUCUUCUAGUAGGAAGAAGUCAGUUACUAUUGGUAUUUCUCCGAGUAAAAAGAAGAGAAAUACUGAAACUAAAUCUUCUAAAAGAGCAAAACUGAAUUCUAAGAUGGAUUCUAGUGGAUCAAAGCAAUGUACUAUAACAAAGUUCUUUAGUAAAACAGUGCCUCCUGACUCCAAAAGUGAAAAUGAUGGAGCUGCAAUUGAGUAUUGCCAUAGUGAUAAAAAUGCAGCACUGAGUGCCACCAUUACUGAGCCAUAUAAAGAUGAGAUUGAUGAAUUUAUUCGAAUUGUUAAUGGUAAUGAAUCAUUACAAAGCCAUGCUGCUUCUAUAAUUCAGAAGACUAAAGGUGACAUCAAUAGGGCAUUGGAUAUAUAUUAUAACCAUGCCAAUGAAGCAACAGAAGUGAAACAAGAUAUCCAGGAUGAUAGCAGUAAGGGGGUCAAAUCUCAAUGUGUUCAAAAGGUGCUUUCUUCUCAAGAUUCUAAGCCAUCUAAAAAAUGGGGAGCUGAGGUUCAUAUGGUUCUGAAUGGACCAUCAAUGGAGAACGUUGCUGAAAAAAAUGUAUCGCUUCCACCAGAAAAAUAUUCACCUCUGGAACAUGCUUGCUGGAGGAGUGGACAGCAUGCUCCAUACCUACAUCUUGCACGAACUUUUGAACUGGUUGAGGAAGAAAAGGGAAAGGUAAAAGCUACGUCAAUGUUGUGCAACAUGUUUAGGAGCUUGCUAGCUUUGUCUCCAGAGGAUGUGUUACCUGCCAUGUAUUUGUGCACAAACAAGAUAGCUCCUGACCAUGAAAAUAUUGAAUUGAAUAUUGGUGGUAGUAUUGUUAUAGCAGCACUGGAAGAGGCAUGUGGGGCAAAAAAAGCCAAAAUACAAGAUUUGUAUAAAAAUCUUGGUGAUCUUGGUGAUGUUGCUCAAGUUUGCCGGCAAACACAAUCUUUACUAGCUCCACCUGCUACGCUAACAAUUCAAAGUGUAUUUUCCACACUCAAACAGAUAAGUGUUCAAACAGGUAGUGGGAGUACUAUCCGGAAGAAAAGCCUUGUUUUGAGUCUCUUGCGUUCAUGUAGAGAGAAGGAAAUGAAGUUUAUUGUCAGAACUUUGGUUAGAAAUUUGCGCAUUGGAGCCAUGAUGAGAACUAUUCUGCCUGCAUUUGCUCAAGCAAUUGCAAUCCAUUCUAGUUCUAGUAAAGACCUUGUUGGCAAUAUGAAAGAACAUUUACAGCGCCUUUCAACAGAAGUAGUUGAAGCAUAUAACAUUCUUCCCAGUUUGGAUCUGCUUGUUCCUUCUUUAAUGGAAAAAGGGACUGAAUUUUCUUCAAUGAUCUUGUCUAUGGUUCCAGGCAUCCCAAUCAAGCCAAUGCUUGCAAAAAUUACUAAUGGAGCCUCUCAAGUACUGAACGGUUUUCAAAACAAAGCCUUUACAUGUGAAUACAAGUAUGAUGGCCAGCGAGCCCAGAUUCACAGAUUAGCUGAUGGCUCUGUGCGCAUUUUCUCAAGGAAUGGGGAUGAAACAACAAGAAGAUUCCCUGAUGUAGUUGAUAUAAUUAAAGAAUCAUGCAAUCUUACUGGACAAACUUUCAUACUAGAUGCUGAGGUGGUUGCAAUAAAUAGGAAAAAUGAUUCAAAACUCAUGUCAUUCCAAGAAUUAUCUUCCCGAGAAAGAGGGAGUAAAGAUUCCUUGAUCACAUUAGAUAAAAUAAAGGUUGAUAUAUGCAUUUUUGUCUUUGAUAUCAUGUUUGCCAAUGGAGCGCAGUUGUUGAAUCUUCCACUGCGGCAAAGACGAAAAUAUUUGAAGGAUUUGUUUGGUGAGGGUAAAGGAGGAUACUUGGAGUAUGCAAGAGAAAUGACAGUAGAAGUAGAUGAUUCUUCUACAGAUAAUGAAGCUACAUUAACAAGGAUUAACUGCUUUGUCAAUGAUGCAUUACAAUCUUCAUGUGAAGGAAUUAUGGUUAAAUCUCUGGAUGUAGAUGCUGGGUAUACACCAUCAAAGCGCUCUGAUGCAUGGCUGAAGGUUAAGAAAGAUUAUAUGGAAGGAUUAAGUGACUCCCUCGACUUGGUGCCCAUUGGUGCUUGGUACGGGAACGGAAGGAAAGCAGGAUGGUAUAGUCCUUUCCUUAUGGCUUGUUAUAACCCUGACACUGAAGAAUAUCAGAGCGUCUGCCGUGUCAUGUCUGGGUUCUCAGAUGCGUUCUAUAAAGAGAUGAAAGACUUCUUCUCUGGGGAUAAGAUUUUGGGGCAAAAACCGCCAUACUAUCAAACUGCUGAAGUCCCUGAUGUGUGGUUUUCUCCCGAACUAGUUUGGGAGAUACGGGGUGCUGAGUUCACAGUAUCACCAGUUCAUCAUGCAGCCAUGGGUUUAGUUCAUCCAUCUCGGGGUAUUUCUGUCAGAUUUCCAAGGUUCAUUCACUCCGUUGCUGAUAGAAAUCCCGAGGAAUGUAGCAUAGCUGCAGAUAUUGCUGAAAUGUUUAGCUCUCAGACUCGAAAAAUGGAUGUCAGCAAUGAACCUAAAUAAUGAUUUUGGGGGUUGUGUAUAUAGAGCUAGUAGCUUGUUAUCUGUGGAAAGGAAUGCUGUGUAUAGUUUGUAACUCACUGGUGGAAAUUCAAUUUUGCAAUAGAUGGUGGAUGAAGUGAUCCCUUGCUUGAUUAGUUUGUGCUUCAAAGUUCAUUACUAAUUUUGAGAUCUUCCCUACUCCUUAGUAUAGGAGUAGGGCCUUUUGUGUAUUAAUACUCGGAAAGUUAUAGGUACUCUCAAAUUUACUCUCAA
Molecule: messenger RNA, 4630 nt
Organism: Ipomoea nil (Japanese morning glory)
Lineage: Eukaryota; Viridiplantae; Streptophyta; Magnoliopsida; Solanales; Convolvulaceae
Product: DNA ligase 6
Exons: 19
Coding region: 134-4378 (1414 amino acids)
Biological process (GO): DNA recombination; DNA biosynthetic process; lagging strand elongation
Molecular function (GO): ATP binding; DNA ligase (ATP) activity; DNA binding
Source: RefSeq, a predicted model, not a curated record